Messenger RNA from Lampris incognitus (smalleye Pacific opah), 648 nucleotides. RefSeq names its product cystatin-F-like. The coding region runs from base 15 to 503 and encodes 162 amino acids. Gene Ontology annotation, cellular component: late endosome; Golgi apparatus; endoplasmic reticulum. The transcript is spliced from 4 exons. Gene Ontology annotation, biological process: immune response; positive regulation of myelination; negative regulation of microglial cell activation. The record is from RefSeq and is a predicted model, not a curated record. Gene Ontology annotation, molecular function: cysteine-type endopeptidase inhibitor activity. NCBI's taxonomy places the organism in Eukaryota, Metazoa, Chordata, Actinopteri, Lampriformes, Lampridae.
CACACACAGAGUUGAUGAUGAGGUCGUUACUGGUGCUGGUGUACAUCUCUCUACUUACUCGAAUUGACAGGUUGGCGGCUGAGGCUGGCCAUGGUUUCGGUUCUCUGCCGGGAUCUCCUCACAACAUCAGCAGGGAUGACAGGGGCCUGCUGAAGGCACUCCUCUUUGCCACCUACUCCUUCAACAACCAGUCCAACGAUGCCUUCCUCUUUAGAGUCUGCGCCAUUGAAAAGGCCCAGAGACAGAUCAUUAAGGGGAUCCGAUACAUCAUGGAGGUGCAGAUCUCCAGAACCAUCUGUCGCAAACCAGAUGCCAGAAAGCUGAAGGAGUGUGACUUUCAGCCAGAGGGACAGCUCCACCAGACAUUCAGCUGUCACUUUGAGGUGUGGGACGUCCUGUGGCUUCAUGUGAUGGAAACGACGUUCUUCUGUCUUCCGUCAACAGAGAAGAGCUCAGUUCCUCUUCCCGGCUUCAGAUCAGCAGAUAAUCCAAAUAACAGCUGAUCACAUGUUGACCCGCAAACCUUGCCUGUUGGAGGAAGACAGAAGAAAGAAGGAGCGACCAACAACAGGCUCAUUCCACAGCCUCGGGGUGGCCAGACCUGUUACGUCAAAUAACGUGAAGAAAACAGAAUAAAGAUAAUUUCUU